GCGCGCUCGCUGCCCCAGCCUCCCCGGGCGGGGCCGCGUUGCCUGCUGGGAGCUGUAGUCCUCGGCCGGAAGGUGCGGGUGGAUGACGUCAGAGGAGCGCGACGAGGAGAUGGACGCCCAGCGUGCGCUGGAGCUGCUGCACAUGACCAUCUUCUCCCAGAGCGUCUCGCCCUGUGGCAAGUACCUGGCAGCUGGGAACAACUAUGGGGAGAUCGCCAUCUUCAGCCUCUCGGCAGCGCUGAGCUCUGAAGCCAAGGAGGAGAGCAAGAAGCCGGUGGUGUCCUUCACAGCCCACGAUGGCCCGGUCUACGCCAUGGUAUCCACCGAGCGGCAGCUGCUCAGCUCCGGCAACGGCGAGCUCAGGGCCUGGAACUGGAGCGACAUCGUCAAGAAGGGGUGCAAGGAAGCCUGGAGCCGCAGACCCCCGUACAGGAGUAGCCUGGAGGUGCCCGAGAUCAACAGCCUUCAGAUGAACCCCAAGGAUAACAGCAUCCUGCUGGCCGGGGGCGACUGCUCCGUGCACGCCAUGGACCUGGAGUCCGGCACCUUCACCCACGAGUUCCGGGGGCACAGCGACUACGUGCACUGCCUGGCGCUGCGGGACCAGUCCCAGGAGUGUCUGUCGGGCAGCGAGGAUGGCACCGUGCGCAUGUGGGAUCUACGCACUGGGGCGCAGGUCCAUCUCAUCGAAGUGCACAAAUACGAGGAAUGCAGCCGGCCCCAGCACGGGAAGUGGAUCCGUUGCCUGGCGACAGACUGUGACUGGAUGGUGUGCGGAGGGGGCCCGGCACUCACCCUCUGGCACCUGCGCUCCGUGACCCCCACCACGGUCUUCCCCCUGCCCCACUGCCAGCAGCACGUCAUGUUCUACCAGGACCUGAUCCUCUCGGCAGGGCACAGCCCGGCCAUCAACCACCUGCAGAUCAGCGGGGAAGUCAGGGCUCAGAUCCCCUGCACGCCCCGCUCCGUCCACUCGCUCUGCGUCAACGAGCGCUCCCCUGAGCACAAGGUGCUGACGGCCGCCGGGAGCAGCCACAAAGUCGACGUCUUCACCAACUUCAGCUACCGGGCGUUUUCCCUCUGCUUCGCGUAGCGCCCCCCCCAGCACCCCCCAAUCCCCUCCCCUGAUCCCCUCCCCCACCCCAAUCCCACACCCCUUCAGCUACCGGGCAUUUUCCCUCUGCUUCGCGUAGCGCCCCCCCAGCGCCCCCCAAUCCCCUCCCCCGGUCCCCUCCCCCACCCCAAUCCCACACCCCUUCAGCUACCGGGCGUUUUCCCUCUGCUUCGCGUAGCGCCCCCCCAGCGCCCCCCGAUCCCCUCCUCUGAUCCCCUCCCCCACCCCAAUCCCACACCCCUUCAACUACCGGGCGUUUUCCCUCUGCUUCGCGUAGCGCCCCCCCAGCGCCCCCCGAUCCCCUCCUCUGAUCCCCUCCCCCACCCCAAUCCCACACCCCUUCAGCUACAGGGCGUUUUCCCUCUGCUUCGCGUAGCGCCCCCCCAGCGCCCCCCGAUCCCCUCCCCUGAUCCCCUCCCCUACCUCUAAUCCCACACCCCUUCAGCUACCGGGCAUUUUCCCUCUGCUUCGCGUAGCGCCCCCCCAGCACCCCCCAAUCCCCUCCCCUGAUCCCCUCCCCCACCCCAAUCCCACACCCCUUCAGCUACCGGGCAUUUUCCCUCUGCUUCGCGUAGCGCCCCCCCAGCACCCCCCGAUCCCCUCCCCUGAUCCCCUCCCCCACCCCAAUCCCACACCCCUUCAGCUACCGGGCAUUUUCCC
Messenger RNA from Gopherus flavomarginatus (Mexican gopher tortoise), 1774 nucleotides. RefSeq names its product THO complex subunit 6 (gene THOC6). The transcript has 13 exons. Gene Ontology annotation, molecular function: protein binding. The record is from RefSeq and is a predicted model, not a curated record. Lineage: Eukaryota; Metazoa; Chordata; Testudines; Testudinidae. Bases 83 to 1093 code for a protein of 336 amino acids. Gene Ontology annotation, cellular component: THO complex; transcription export complex. Gene Ontology annotation, biological process: mRNA export from nucleus.